Molecule: messenger RNA, 691 nt
Organism: Melopsittacus undulatus (budgerigar)
Lineage: Eukaryota; Metazoa; Chordata; Aves; Psittaciformes; Psittaculidae
Gene: RTN2
Product: reticulon 2
Exons: 7
Coding region: 54-629 (191 amino acids)
Cellular component (GO): endoplasmic reticulum membrane
Source: RefSeq, a predicted model, not a curated record
GCUAAAUAUAAGGGUGACCCCCCCGGGCCCCCCCGGCAGCGCCAGCGGCAGCCAUGGAGAGACAGGUGUGGCAGCUGCUGCUCUGGAAGGACCCCGCUCGCUCGGCGCUGGUGCUGCUCUCGGUGCUCGCCGGGCUCGGAUGCCUCUCUCGCUUCAGCGCCGUCAGCGUCGGUGCCUACGGGGCCCUGGGGGUGCUGGGGGUCACUCUGCCCCGGCGCCUGCACCGGGCAGCCCUCAGGGUGCUGAGGCCCCCCCCGCACCCGGCUCCGAGGGAGCCGCCUGAGGCCGCUGUGGGGCUGAGCCCCGAGGAGCAGCAGCGCUGGGCCCAGCGCCUCGCCCGGCACCUGAGUGCGGCCACACGGACCCUGACCCGGCUCUUCCUGGUGCACAGCGUCCCCGAGUCCCUCAAGUUCGCCUUCUUUUUCUACCUGCUGACCUACGUGGGGGCCGUCUGCAAUGGGCUGACGCUGCUGGGAGCCGGCGUCAUCUGCGCGUUCACCUUCCCUGUGCUCUACCGGCACCACCAGGCCCAGAUCGACCAAUACGUGACCCUGGUGCGGAGCCACCUGAGCCACCUCCGGGCCAGGAUCCAGGCCAAGCUCCCCAGUGCCAAAGCGAAGCCGCAGUGACCCCCCCCGUGUGCCCCCCCCGAGGUGACAACGGAGGGGGUGGGGGGGGGGACGAGUCGGGG